Messenger RNA from Paramecium octaurelia, 2163 nucleotides. Lineage: Eukaryota; Ciliophora; Oligohymenophorea; Peniculida; Parameciidae. The record is from the annotation of a GenBank genome assembly.
AUGUUAUAAGAUGAGAUCAUGAAACCUUCUUUUAGGUUAAGCGAUUUAUUGAAAUUUGAAGACUAAAGUCUUUUUGCGGAAUCUCCAACUAAAAGAAAGUCUUUGGCUCCUCCGAAACCUCUCUAAAGGCAUAUAUUCGAUAUAACUAAUGGGGCUUUUCAGUUUACCAUUGGGGAAUUUACUUAAAGCAUUAAAAAGGAAAGAGUGCCUAUAUAAAAAAAUCUAAUAAAGAGGAUUAAUGUGUAUGUGGAGACUGAAUGCUAACAAUUACAAGUGCAACAACAAUUGGGAAAGAGCAUUCAAUAAAAAAUAAUUGAAGAUCUUAAUUUAUUGGUUUUUGCAUUAUGUCAUAUUUCAAAGCCAAUAGUGGACUUUCUUGAAAAUCAUUUCGUUGAUUAUGCUGAAGAGUUGUAAAUAACUAUUUGGGAAAUUAAUCUAUAACUUUUUCAACCCAAAAUUGUUGAAUUGAUAAAGAAAUAUAUAGCCACUAGUAUGAACAUAAUUCCUGGAAGUUUAUAUUCUCAAUUGAUAGAACAAUCACAUUAAUUAUUAUGCAGUUUAUCUUAUGAAGUUAGCGAUUAAAUCUGUUUAAUUUUAGAGGAAUGCAGAGGUUACAUAGAACCAUUUAUUUCUAAAUUUCGAGAGAGAGUAAUAUUUAUUAAAUAAUAUAGAAUAUACCAUAAAUCCUAUUAAACAAAUAUACUAUAUUAGCAUUAUUUCAAGAAUUAAGUUAAAAUUGCUAUUAAACAAUAUAAGACCUCUUGGAGUUUACACUAUUCCAUUAUGCUGAACCUGAUGUUGUUGAAAAAUUCAUGAGAUAUGCUAUUGAAAAUUAUGACACAUUGAUACUCAAAAAUAAAAUGCUAUCUAAUUAAGCAUAACAAAAUGAAAAUAUCAGCAGACAAACAGUUGACUAAGUAUUAGACUGUCUCCAAUAAUGUAUCACCAAUAAAAGUAAGUCAACUGCAGUGUACAAAAUUUAAUGUAGACAAAAACUACAAAAAAAAUCAAGUGAAGAUGAUGAAGAUCAAUGCACUCAAUCAACUGAUAUUAAGUCUUUUAAGAUGUAAAAGGAUGCAAGAUAUUAUCUAAAUGGACUAUACUUCGAAAGUGAGGAUCCUCAAUCAAAAUUUAUCAUCUAUGCAAUGAAUGAGGAAUUUAAAGUGAUAUAUGCUCCACUAGUAAGUAAAAGGUGGGCAUUUUAGAAAGUACUUUAUGAAAUUCUAUUUAGACAUUUGUGAUUGAUCAAUAAGAAAAAGAUGGGUUCUUUAAAAAAGAUUCUAAUAGAAAGUCAGGUUGGGGCGUUUACCCAGUUAAAUUUAAAACAAUGAAGGAAUUAAUACACUCUAAUUGGGUUCAUGAAUAAUUAGCUUUAAUGAUAUUGAAUUAAUACUAAGAGGAUGAGUACUAAAUAAGAAAACAAGCUGAAGGAGAAAUGGAUACGAUGUUUGGAUCAUUUUUAGCCAAUGUUAACAGAAACAAGUAUUUUAUAAACCUAUUAAUAGAGAAUUCUUACAAAAUUUCGGUGAAAAUGCAGUGAAUAAUGGUUGUAUGUAAUAAUUGGUGGUUUAUAUGCCUUUACUUAAAGAUUUUUUAAAUUUAGGAGGGUUUGGAGCUUAGGCUUUGUUGACUAGUUAAGAAAUAUACACUCCAUAGAGAACUUUUACUUCUACAUUGGCGAUAUCAACUUCAUUAGUGUCAGGGGCUUUGAUUGGGUAGGCUUUGAUUCCAAUACCUUUGGUGGGAGGCAUUGUUGGAGGGAUUAUUGGAGGAUAUUUGGGGAAUAAGGGAAUGACGAAUUACACUAAGAGUAGAAACGAGAAGAAGUCUUAGGAAAUGGUGCAGAAGUUAUUGCAGAAUUAAUUAUAAGAUGGUCAUUGGGAAUGUAAUAAGAUCAACCUGGAUGUUAUGGUUAUAAAUUUUAAAAUAUUAAAUGAUCACAUGCCCAAUGUCUUAAGUGAGGAUAGUGACAGGCAAACGAAGUGGAUGAAUUUAGUGAUUUUUGGAAUAUUGAGUUUGUUCUUUAAUUCCAAUGAAAUGCCGGGAGUGUGGCAGGAAUGUUUGGAUUGCCUACUAAAAUAUAUAUAAAUAGAGAAAAUAUCACUGGCAGAUACUCUGGAAAAUUUAAAAUAGAUAGUUGAAGUCAUAGUAAAAAAUCUUUGA